CUCAUUGGCUCUGCGUCCCCGCUCACGGCGCUUUUCGGCAGUGUGGCUGCAGCGCCGCUGAAGGGGUCCGCGGCUGGGUUGCGAGUGGAGGCAAGGAACCAGAGUUAGCGGUGUUAGCUGCGCCUGGAAGCAUGGACGUGGGCGAACUCCUCAGCUACCAGCCCAACAGGGGCACAAAACGUCCCCGGGAUGAUGAAGAGGAAGAGCUGAAAAUGCGUCGGAAACAAGCUGGUACUCGAGAACGUGGCCGCUUUCGGGAAGAGGAAAUGACUGUGGUAGAAGAAGCAGAUGAUGACAAAAAAAGGCUGCUUCAGAUUAUUGACAGAGAGGGUGAGGAGGAAGAGGAAGAGGAGGAACCAUUGGAUGAAAGCUCAGUGAAGAAAAUGAUCCUUACAUUUGAAAAAAGAUCAUAUAAAAACCAAGAGUUGCGGAUCAAGUUUCCAGACAAUCCAGAGAAGUUUAUGGAAUCCGAGCUGGACCUAAAUGACAUCAUUCAGGAGAUGCACGUGGUGGCCACCAUGCCAGACCUGUACCACCUCCUAGUGGAGCUGAAUGCUGUUCAGUCUCUUCUCGGGUUGCUCGGACAUGAUAAUACAGAUGUGUCCAUAGCUGUGGUUGAUUUGCUUCAGGAGUUAACAGAUAUAGACACCCUCCAUGAGAGUGAAGAGGGAGCAGAAGUACUCAUCGAUGCUCUGGUGGACGGACAAGUGGUAGCACUGCUCGUGCAGAAUCUGGAGCGCCUGGACGAGUCUGUGAAAGAGGAGGCGGACGGCGUGCACAACACUCUGGCUAUUGUGGAAAACAUGGCUGAGUUCCGGCCGGAGAUGUGUACGGAGGCUGCCCAGCAGGGUCUUCUGCAGUGGCUGUUGAAGAGGCUGAAGGCAAAGAUGCCUUUCGAUGCCAACAAACUGUAUUGUAGUGAAGUGCUGGCCAUAUUGCUCCAGGACAAUGAUGAAAACAGGGAGUUGCUUGGGGAGCUGGAUGGAAUCGAUGUGCUUCUUCAGCAGUUAUCCGUGUUUAAAAGACACAAUCCUAGCACUGCGGAAGAGCAGGAGAUGAUGGAGAAUCUGUUUGAUUCACUCUGUUCCUGCCUAAUGCUCAGUUCCAAUCGUGAGCGCUUCCUGAAGGGCGAGGGUCUUCAGCUUAUGAAUCUCAUGCUCAGAGAAAAGAAGAUUUCGAGGAGCAGUGCCCUGAAAGUGCUGGACCAUGCCAUGAUUGGGCCCGAGGGCACAGACAAUUGCCAUAAGUUUGUUGACAUUCUUGGCUUACGAACCAUCUUUCCCCUCUUUAUGAAAUCUCCCAAGAAGAUCAAGAAAGUGGGAACCACUGAGAAGGAACAUGAAGAGCAUGUCUGUUCGAUCCUGGCUUCCCUCCUGCGGAACCUGAGAGGGCAACAGCGAACCCGGCUGCUGAAUAAAUUCACUGAAAAUGACAGUGAGAAGGUUGACAGACUGAUGGAGUUGCAUUUUAAAUAUCUGGAUGCAAUGCAGGUGGCCGACAAGAAGAUUGAAGGGGAAAAGCAUGACAUGGUCCGGCGAGGGGAAAUCAUAGACAACGACUCCGAAGAUGAGUUCUACCUCCGGCGCUUGGACGCAGGGCUCUUUGUCCUCCAGCACAUCUGCUACAUCAUGGCGGAGAUCUGCAAUGCCAACGUCCCCCAGAUUCGGCAGAGGGUUCAUCAGAUCUUAAACAUGAGAGGAAGCUCCAUCAAAAUUGUCAGGCACAUCAUCAAGGAGUACGCGGAGAACAUCGGGGAUGGCCGGAGCCCAGAGUUCCGGGAGAGCGAGCAGAAGCGCAUCCUGGGCCUGCUGGACAACUUCUAGGGCCCGCCCUGGUGCAUGGACGCUGUCUGGGCCUUCCUCCCAGUUUUUACUUGGCUCAAUGUGACUUUCCGACAAAUUAAACUAGUGGUUUUUUA
Messenger RNA from Myotis myotis, 1918 nucleotides. It is a transcript of the gene CTNNBL1, whose product is annotated as catenin beta like 1. The coding region runs from base 132 to 1823 and encodes 563 amino acids. The record is from RefSeq and is a predicted model, not a curated record. Gene Ontology annotation, cellular component: spliceosomal complex. The transcript is spliced from 16 exons. Lineage: Eukaryota; Metazoa; Chordata; Mammalia; Chiroptera; Vespertilionidae.